GAAUUCUUGAGUCCACCCACAUCACACUGUUGAAUUUGUUCCUUUCACAGUCAAAAUGUUCCGCACUCCUGACUUUCGGUCAACAACGGCCGGCGAGUCGUAUGAAUUGUCAGAUCCAGGAACCAGGCUCAACGAGCUGGAGCAAGACACAACGAUCGACAAAUCGAGAGAAGAAAGGAUCGCAACGAGAGACGCAGCAGACUUGGCGCGCUUGGGAAAACGACAGGUACUUAAGCGGAAUUUCACCUUCCUGCCUAUUCUGAGUUUUGCUUGUACUGUGAUCAUCACUUGGGAAGCAACAUUCUUUACUCUGGAACUUUGCCUUCCAAAUGGCGGACCUGCAGGUGCCAUCUAUUCAUUCGUAUUAGUAUGGGCGGGUAUGCUUUGUGUGUUCACAACAAUAGGGGAAAUGACAUCAAUCGCGCCAACUAGCGGAGGACAAUAUUAUUGGGUUGCCAUGCUUGCUCCAAAGUCAUAUCGAAAGUUUUUGAGUUAUAUCACAGGAUGGAUUACCCUGAUUGGCUGGCAAGCUGUUACCGCAUCGACAUUAUACAUUUGCGCAACUCUCAUUCAGGGCCUUACUGUUCUGGCACAUUCAACUUCCUCGCCCACACUUUGGCAGGGUGUGCUGUUGGUCUGGGCCAUGGUGGCGUUCUCUGUCUUCUUCAAUACCAUAUUAGGCAAUCUCCUCCCCCAUGUAGAAGCCCUUGGCAUGAUUCUGCAUGUUGUGGGCUUCUUUGCCAUUUUGGUACCGAUGAUAUAUCUAUCCAAUCAUGCAGAUGCUAAAGUCAUCUUCACGACCUUCGGCAAUGAAGGUGGAUGGCCAACUCAGGGGCUAGCAUUCAUGACGAUCCUAAAUGGUGCUGUCUUUGACUUCUUAGGGUCAGAUUCCGUUAUUCACAUGGCAGAGGAGACACGGAACGCAGCCAAAGUCUCCCCGAAGAGCAUGUUUAUCUCCAUUACCUUCAAUGGUGUGCUCGGACUCGCAGCAUUAAUUGCGACGACGCUGUGUGCUGAUGAUCUCGAUGCGGCUCUCAAUUCGCCGAUUGGAAUCCCGUUCAUUGCAAUCUUCUUGCAAACUACCCAAUCGGUGGCUGGCUCGAUGAUCAUGAGCGUAAUCCUUCUUCUAAUGCAAGUAUUCGCCGCUAUCGGUAUCAUGGCAGCAACUUCUCGCAUGCUUUGGGCGUUUGCCAGAGAUCGUGGGGUGCCAGGAUGGAGGACUCUGAUCAAAGUUGAUGGCAAGAACCACAUACCAAUGAAUGCCAUAGGGGUCACGGUAGCCAUUUCUUGCCUCCUCGCCUUGCUCAAUCUCGCCGGGCCGAUUGUCUUCAACGAUAUUGUCUCGCUUACAGUCUCUUCUCUCCUGCUUUCUUAUUUCAUCGUUUGCGCGCUACUACUGUGGCGGCGAUGCACACGCUAUAUGUCCUACAACACGCCGGUGUCUCAGCAGAUCAUUAUUGGCGACGAGAACUCUGUACCAGAACUCAAUUGGGGCCCAUGGCAUUUGCGCGGCGCAGUCGGAACAUUCAUCAAUUUCAUGUCCUGCGCAUUUCUGGCUGUGACAGUGUUCUUUAGCUUCUGGCCACCGGAAGUUAAUCCGACACCGCAAACAAUGAAUAUGAGUGUGCUAAUGUUUGGAGCAACCACUCUAUUUGCGGUUAUUUGGUAUGUUAUCAGAGGGAGAAUGACUUAUGAGGGGCUUAUUAUCGAAUUGGAAUUGGAUGGUUGA
Molecule: messenger RNA, 1729 nt
Organism: Mollisia scopiformis
Lineage: Eukaryota; Fungi; Ascomycota; Leotiomycetes; Helotiales; Mollisiaceae
Product: choline transport protein
Exons: 8
Coding region: 56-1729 (557 amino acids)
Biological process (GO): transmembrane transport
Cellular component (GO): membrane
Molecular function (GO): transmembrane transporter activity
Source: RefSeq, a predicted model, not a curated record